GCGGGACCUGCGAGAGAGGGAGGCUGGACAGAUCAGCCCUGCGGAGGGGGACAGGGAGUGCUGCUGGUCUGGGACAUGAGGCCAUGCGGACCUGAGAGGAGCAAAAGGCGAAUGAUGAUUUCUUAGAGAGAAAUCGUGAACAGUUACCUUUUACAUUAAAUAGAUGUAUAACAUCAAUGGAAUCUAACUUAUGGAGCUUUCAUGAUCAUGAAGAAGAGGAAAACUUGCUUGCAAAUGUUGUGGUGUUGAGGAGUCGGCUAAGGGAAACAGAAAGAAGUUUACAAAACAUAGGGGAAGAGCUUUUCAGUUCACAUGAUCAUUCAGGUGACGGUGCACAUGACAGUGAACUUGAGAUUUUAACAAUGGAAGAUCUUGCCCAUUCUAGUGAAUUUCAAAAUUCUUCAGCUCAUAAUAUUGCAAGCGGAAUGUCCUGGCAUUAUGGGGAUUCUCCAAGGAACUCCAGGAGCAAAUCUUAUUUGCUAUCUUUUGAUAAAAGCAUGGAGGAAGAAAAUGAAUUACUACGGAACAAACUGAAUGCAGUCCGGGAACAAAAUGCAUCACUGAGUUCCAAGAACCAUCAUCUAAUGAAUAAAAUCGAAGCUAUAAACUUUGAACUGAACCAGUCAAAAGCAAGAAUCUCUGUUCUUGAAUCUGCUUUGGGCACACAUUCUGUCAGUAUUCCAGAGUUAGAAAACCAAAUCGCAAGUUUGGAAGCAGAAGUUCAAGCCCGAGAUAUUGUUCUGAAAGAAGCAGAAGACAAACUGGAACAAAGCCAUCAACUAGUCUUUGAAAAAGAAUAUGUUUUGCAGAAGUUCAAAGAGGAAUAUAAAAUAAUGAAACUUGAUUUAAUUGAACAAAACAAACAAGGAAAGAGAACUGAACAGCAAAGAAAUGAAGCUCUGUAUAAUGCUGAGGAGCUGACAAGAACUUUUAAAAAAUAUAAAGAGAAAAUAACUGAGAAACUGGAAAAGGUACAGGUGGAAGAGCACGUUUUAGAGAUAAAUUUAAUGAAUUGUGUAAAUGAAAAAGAAAAAUUACAUGCAAAGUGUGAUACCUAUAGAAUUGAGCUUGAAGACAUGAAAGAACGGCUGAGGAAAUUAAUUGAAGAGAACUGCAUUGGAAAAGAAAACCUGAAGUGUGUCGAAACAAAAAGCUCUGAAAUGGAAUUGCUGCUAAAGCAUUCCCAGCAAAAGGUCCAGAUGCUCGAAAGUAAACUUCAGAACCAAGACAUAGUAAAUGAAGAGAAAAAUGCUCUAAUAAAAGAAAAUGUAGACUUGAAAGCUCUUAUUUCAGAACAAAAUGAUCGUCUUAAGUUGUAUUAUCAAGAAAUUGAGAAUUCAAGAAAUGAACUGAAUGCCUUAGAAAAUGUUGUUUCCCAGUUGUCUCAAUGCUCAUCAAAAGAAUUUAAUCAUUCUAAAGAAUCCUCAAGUACCACUGGCUCUGAAUCAGGUGGAUCCCUCAUAGAAGAGCUAAGACUAAAAUUGGAUAUUAAAGAAGCAGCGAUUCAGAAACUUCAAGCAGAACUUAUGGCUAAUAAAAUAGUUCAGAAUCUCAGUGAUGCAAGGGAGACACAAGGAUCCAGUAGAUUGACCAGUCUGGAAACCGAACCAGUAAAACUGAAUGGAGAUCAAAUAGAGAGAAAAUGCCAGCAAUUGGAAUUCAUCAGUAAACAGUUUGAAAAGGAGAAGCGAAGGUUCACUAGACACAUAGAAGAACUACGUACUAAGCUGGAGAAAUCCGAAGAAGAGAAUUCUUCUUUAAAGGAUGAUAUGGCUCAGCGAACUAGUCAGUUUCAAACAAUACAAGAAGAACUCUUGGAGAAAGCUGCAAAAUCCAGUAGCUUGGAGCGAGAAACUGCAAGGAAAUCCUCUCAGCUUUCAGCUCUUGAAAAACAGUUGGAAGAAAAGACAGUUGCUCAUACAGCUGCUGCAGCAAGAAACAUUGAGCUGGAACAGGAACUGAGGGAAAUAAAUUCUCGGCUUCACAACAUGGAACGAGACCUCAGUGAGGGGCAUGAGCACUUUGCUAUGGCACUCGAAAAAACAAACCUAAUCCAUCAUGAGCAACACAAGGAAAUGGAAAGCCAGAUUGAAUUACUUCAGACUCAGCUAGAAAAGAAAAACCAGCAAUUCCUGGAGCAAGAGAAGACCAUGUCCAUUUUACAACAAGACCUCUUAUUUAAGCAGCGUCAGCUUGAAUCAUUGGAUCGACUGCUAACAGAAAACAAAGAGGAAAUGGAAAAGCAGAAUGCCAAGAAGGAUGAAGCUUUAAAAACAUUACAAGGCCAACUAACUGAGGAAACAGUAAUGGUCAAACAAUUACAGACAGCACUAGAUAUCUAUAAGGAAGAUCUUGCAUUAUAUUUAAAUCAGCUAGAAGAAAAUAAAGCAGCUUUUGAGAAGCAGCUGAAGAAGAAGUCUGAAGAGGUACAACGGUUGCAGAAAGAAGUAAAGCUAAAAAAUGACAAUCUGCAGUCCAGUAAUGAACAAAACCUCCUCCUGCAGCAGACACUGCAGCAGCAGCAACAAAUGUUACAUCAGGAAGCCAUGAGGAAUGAAGAGUUAGAAGACAGCCAAACUAAGCUUCAAAAGCAGGUAUUAAAAUUAGAGCAAGAACUUCAAAAACAGAAGGAAAAUUGGGAGGAAGAACUGAAAAAAACAAAUGAGAAGCUCCAUGUAGCCACUGAAGAAGCUGAUUUGAAAAGGCAAAAAGUAUCAGAACUUACUGGCACCAUCAGGCAGAUUAAAAUGGAAAUGGAUCAAUGCAAAGAUGAGCUGUUAGACAUGGAGAAAGAAUUAGUACACUUAAGACGAGAUGGUCACACUAAAGCAAUGCAGCUAGGCCACUUGGAAAUGACUUUGGAGCAGAAACUAUCAGAAUUACAUAAGAAGACACAACAAGUGAAAGAAUUGGAAGAUAAACUAGUUCAAAACGAGAUGCAGCGAAAAGAUGCUGUGCAGAAAAUAGAAACGUUAGAGACUGAACUGCAAAAUGCCACUGGGGAGCUAAAGACCACUUUAAGACAACUACAGGAACUCCGUGAUGUGCUACAAAAUGCACAGCUGUCUCUGGAGGAGAAGUAUGCUGCUAUCCAGGAUUUAACAGAAGAACUAAGGGAAAGCAAGGAUGAACUUGAGGAUAAAACCCAAAAACUUCUUGACCUGGACCAAGCAUUGAAAGAAAGGAAUUGGGAGUUGAAACAAAGAGCAGUUCAGGUUACACAGUUGGAUAUGACAAUUCGUGAACACAGAGGAGAAAUGGAACAAAAAAUAAUUAAAUUAGAAGGAAGUUUAGAGAAAGCAGAGUUGGAAAUUACAGAAUGUAAUAAGCAGAUUGAGAGUUUAGAAGGCAAGCUGCAGCAUGCCAACAAUGAGCUACAUGACAAGGAAUUUGACAUACUUCAACAAGAGCAAGAGAUAAAUCAACUUAAAAAAGAAACUGAAAGAAAGCAGCAGAAAAUAACCAAUAUAGAGAAAACAUUGAAAGGACAGGAAAAGUGUAUUGCAGACCAGUACAAAGAGGUACUUGAUUUAGGACAGCAGUUGAGGUUGGAGCGUGAACAGAUGAAACGUGUCCACACGGAACUACUGGAGAGUCGUCGUCAGCUGGCUCAAGCUGAGAGAGAUGUGGAAAGAAUCUCUCAUGAACUGGAAGAACUAAACCAUAUUUCCCAUGAAAAGGAAGGCCGUGCAAAUCAUUUGGCUGAGCAACUGGGAGCAGCUCAGGCACGAGAAACGCAGUUAGAAGCAAGAAUGCAGGCAGAGAUUAAGAGGCUCUCAGAAGAAAUACAAUCACUCAAGGAGUCUUAUGCAGCUGAGAAGUUCACACAUGAAGCACAGCGGACAAAAUGGCAGCAUUCUGCAGGCAGACAAGUAUCUAAAUCGCAUCAUCUUAAUGAACAAUUGCAGCAGUUAAAGCUGGAGCUGGAAGAUGCUCAGGGCACUGUCUGUAAUCUGCAGCAACAGCUUCAGUCCAGAAAUGGGAUGAUUCAAGCAGCAAAUGAAGCUCUUCUUCUAAAAGAAUCUGAAGUAACAAGAUUACUAACUAGAAUUGCGGGUUAUGAAAGAACAGAAGGCAUCAGGCAACUCUCAGCCCUACAAAACCUAUCCUCUCAUCAGUGGCUUGAUGAUCAAGAACUGGAGUUUUCCAAGCAUUCUCAGAUUGCCUACUCCUCACACAGAAAACUGCGUCGCUCUACCAGCACUAGUGAUCUAAGCAUUAAAGCUGAUGGCAGCUCACUAGAUCUCAAACAGACGCUUACUCUAGAUGCUUCGAUGGCUUGUAAGAAGCACAGAGACACUAUUAGUGUGUCACCAAAAAGUCUGAAUGACUCCUCAUUUGAUCCCUUGACACAUACUGUAGGUGGAGACAUGACUUGUGACAGUAAUGACUUCCACACUCUUAGUGGCAUGCUAAAAUAUAUCAACGAAGAAAUAAAGAAGUCUGAACAUUCUUCCCUAUAAUUGUCACGUGAUGCAACGGACAAUCAAGAUCAAAGAUUGUGAAGAGCCAUCGUGCUGGCAGGCAGUCAACCACAGAUGGAUUUGUUGGCACAGCAUUGGGUUCAUGAGGGCAUUUUAUAGAAACUUUGUAUAUAGUUGAGAUACUUGAGCUAUUCGAAUUGCCUUAUUUUUCCAAUUCUGUUUUUAUUACUUUAAAGUAACUUGUACAAUAAUAAAGCUUUUUUGUUCAGA
Molecule: messenger RNA, 4694 nt
Organism: Hemicordylus capensis (graceful crag lizard)
Lineage: Eukaryota; Metazoa; Chordata; Lepidosauria; Squamata; Cordylidae
Gene: CCDC18
Product: coiled-coil domain containing 18
Exons: 29
Coding region: 177-4463 (1428 amino acids)
Source: RefSeq, a predicted model, not a curated record